Heteronotia binoei (common prickly gecko) is the source of this 663-nucleotide messenger RNA. RefSeq names its product sodium voltage-gated channel beta subunit 4 (gene SCN4B). The transcript is spliced from 5 exons. NCBI's taxonomy places the organism in Eukaryota, Metazoa, Chordata, Lepidosauria, Squamata, Gekkonidae. Gene Ontology annotation, cellular component: membrane; voltage-gated sodium channel complex. Gene Ontology annotation, molecular function: transmembrane transporter binding; sodium channel regulator activity. The record is from RefSeq and is a predicted model, not a curated record. Bases 1 to 663 code for a protein of 220 amino acids. Gene Ontology annotation, biological process: cardiac muscle cell action potential involved in contraction; regulation of sodium ion transmembrane transporter activity; regulation of ventricular cardiac muscle cell membrane repolarization.
AUGGCCCGAGGAGGAGGCCGGCUCCGGGCGGCCUUGCUGGGCCUGCUGGUUUCCUGCUGGGCGGCGCUGGCCUUGGACGUGUCGGUGGGCAAGGCGACCACCAUCUUCCACCAGAACGGCACCGACGUGCUCCUGCCGUGCACCUUCACCGCCUGCAUCGGCUUCGAGAACGCCGAGUUCACCUGGUGGUUCAACGCCACCAAACUGUACUCGGGGAUGGUCCGCAGCAAGAACGUCCGGCCGGUGUGCAAGCUGUGCAACCCGCGCGUGCAGCUGCCCGAAGUCCCGCUGCACAAGGACAGUCGCGAGUACAACCUCUCCAUCGUGCUCCUCUCGGUGGACUUCAGCGACUCGGGCAAAUACACGUGCGCCGUCAAGAACCCCAAGGAGAAGGGCGCGGAGCACAACGCCACCAUCGCCCUGGCCGUGGUGGUGGAGCUGGAGAAGGUGGACAAGACGCUGACCAAGAUCAUCGCGGCGGUGGUGGGGGGCGUCAUCGGCCUCCUCGUCCUCGGCCUCCUGCUCAAGAAGCUCGUCCUCUUCGGCCUCAAGAAGCGGAAGGAGAAGAACAACGAGUGCCUGGUGAGCUCCUCAGGAAACGACCACACGGAGAACGGGCUGCCCGCUUCCAAAGCGGACCAGAAAGCCGCCCCCAAGGCCUGA